Sorex fumeus (smoky shrew) is the source of this 2196-nucleotide messenger RNA. RefSeq names its product adaptor protein, phosphotyrosine interacting with PH domain and leucine zipper 2 (gene APPL2). Gene Ontology annotation, molecular function: protein binding. The transcript is spliced from 21 exons. The record is from RefSeq and is a predicted model, not a curated record. Gene Ontology annotation, biological process: signaling. The coding region runs from base 52 to 2040 and encodes 662 amino acids. Gene Ontology annotation, cellular component: endosome membrane; cytoplasm. Lineage: Eukaryota; Metazoa; Chordata; Mammalia; Eulipotyphla; Soricidae.
CAGAGCCGCGCCUCCCCGUCCGUCCGUGCGUCCGUGCGUCCGUCCGGCACCAUGCCCGCCGUGGACAAACUCCUGCUAGAGGAGGCCCUGCAGGACAGCCCCCAGACUCGCUCUCUGCUGAGUGUGUUUGAGGAAGAUGCGGGCACCCUCACGGAAUACACCAACCAGCUGCUCCAGGCCAUGCAGCGCUUCUACGGAGCCCAGAAUGAAAUGUGCCUGGCCACUCAACAGCUCUCUAAGCAGCUGCUGGCAUAUGAAAAACAGAAUUUUGCUCUUGGCAAAGGUGACGAAGAAGUCAUUUCUACUCUCCACUAUUUUUCCAAAGUGGUGGAUAAGCUUAACGUUCUCCACACAGAGCUAGCUGAGCAGCUGGCGGACACAAUGGUCCUUCCCAUCAUACAGUUUCGAGAGAAGGAUCUCACAGAAGUAAGCACUUUAAAGGACCUUUUCGGACUGGCCAGCAAUGAGCACGACCUCGCCAUGGCGAAAUACAGCAGGCUGCCUAAGAAGAAGGAGAACGAGAAGGUGAAGAGCGAGGUGGUGAAGGAGGUGGCGGCCGCGCGGCGGAAGCAGCAUCUCUCGGCCCUGCAGUACUACUGCGCCCUCAACGCCCUGCAGUACUCCAAGCGCAUGGCCAUGAUGCAGCCCAUCAUCGGCUUUGCCCGAGGGCAGAUCGACUUUUUCAAGAAGGGAGCCGAGAUGUUUUCCCCAAGUCUGGACAGCUUCCUGUCCUCCGUCCCUGGCAUGGUGCACAGCAUCCAGAUGGAGCUGGACGCCGAGGCAGAGAAGAUGAUGGUGUCGCAGCAGGAAUUCCUGUCCGUGGAGGAUUCCGCGUACAUGCCCGACGCAGAUGUAUCUGCACCCCAGAUCAACAGGAACCUCAUCCAGAAGGCGGGGUACCUGAAUCUCAGGAACAAGACGGGACUGGUGAGCACCAGCUGGGAACGGCUGUACUUCUUCACACAAGGCGGGAACCUCAUGUGCCAGCCGCGGGGCGCCGUGGCCGGGGGCCUGAUCCAGGACCUGGACAACUGCUCGGUGAUGGCGGUGGACUGCGAGGACCGGCGCUACUGCUUCCAGAUCAGCACGCCCAGUGGGAAGCCGGGCAUCAUCCUCCAGGCCGAAAGCAAGAAAGAGAACGAAGAGUGGAUCUGCGCCAUCAACAACAUCUCCAGACAGAUCUACCUGACCGACAACCCUGAGGCUGUCGCCAUCAGGCUGAAUCAGACGGCCCUCCAGGCGGUCACUCCCAUCACCAGUUUGGAGAAAAAGCAAGAAGGCCUAUGCCCCAGCCAGACCCCAAAGCAUUCCGAGGUGAGCAAUGACAAGAAGGUUCCCCAGGCCGCAGCCAGCGUGCCUGAAACUGAACAGCUGAUUGCCCCCGGGACCCCCAUUCAGUUCGACAUCGUACUCCCUGCCACGGAGUUCCUGGACCAGAACCGUGGGAGCAGACGCACCAACCCUUUCGGGGAGACGGAGGACGACACGUUCCCCGAGGCCGAAGAUUCGCUCUUGCAGCAGAUGUUCAUAGUCCGGUUUUUGGGAUCGAUGGAAGUUAAAACGGACAACACGACGGAAGUGAUUUACGAAGCCAUGCGACAGGUGUUGGCGGCUCGGGCUAUUCACAACAUCUUCCGGAUGACAGAAUCCCACAUGAUGGUCACCAGUCAGACACUGAGGUUGAUAGAUCCACAGACUCAGGUGACAAGAGCCAAUUUUGAACUGACCAGUGUCACCCAGUUUGCUGCUCAUCAAGAAAACAAGAGACUGGUUGGUUUCGUAGUCCGCAUGCCAGAAUCCACGGGUGGCGCAUCUCUGAGCACUUACGUCUUUGAAAGCAACUCAGAAGGCGAAAAGAUCUGCUAUGCAAUCAAUUUGGGAAAAGAAAUUAUCGAGGUGCAGAAGGAUCCAGAAGCACUGGCCCAGUUAAUGCUCUCCGUGCCACUAACCAAUGACGGAAAAUAUGUACUGUUAAACGAUCAAGCAGAGGACAAUGACGGAAGUCCGAGUGAGAAUAGAGGCGCAGAAUCUGAAGCCUAAACUCUCUGGCGCCACUGGGGGAAGAGCACCCAGGAGGGCGAGCCGCCUCCUUACGGGUUUCCAACUUCUCUGACACACAGGCCCACACCCUGCCCUCCGACUGCUGACAGUCGCUUGUGGAAUAUACUGCUCCAUUCCUCCACACUGACCCUUGGG